Molecule: messenger RNA, 964 nt
Organism: Paramecium sonneborni
Lineage: Eukaryota; Ciliophora; Oligohymenophorea; Peniculida; Parameciidae
Source: the annotation of a GenBank genome assembly
AUGGAUAAAGAAGAAGAAUAAGACUCUUUAUUGGAAAUAUCAGAUUCAGAUAGACAAACUAAUUUAUUGCUUUCAAAUAACUUGACUGACAUCUUUUUUUUUGAUUAUUAUAGUAGAUUUAAAAACAGCACCAAUAUUAAUGAACCUUCAAUGACUAUGUCUAGAGUUUCAUAAUUAGAUAAAAUUUCAGAAGAUAACUCUAAUACAACUCAUAUUAAAAUCAUUCACAUUUCUGAAAGAUUAACUUCUGAAAUCCAUAAAAAUUAAGUACUUCAUAUUUAUUAUAAAGCUGUUAGAUAAUUAAAUAAAUGCAUAAGAAAAAUUUAUUAAAGAAUUAUAAGAACAAUUAUAGUUAAAAGAUUUAUAACUUAAAGACACAAUCUAAUUAAAUCUAAAAUUAUAAACCUAAAUAAACAAAGAAUAAGAAAAAAUUAAAUAAUAUAUUCGGCAGAAUAAAGAGCUUAAAUUUAUUAUUAAGUAUUACCUUAUUUAUUUUAGUUCUCUCUAAAACCCAAAAAGCAUUUCAGAUCUUAGAACUGAAACCUUGUAAUCUUCAUAAGAAUGUCCUUCUGUUAGACCCAUAUCUCAAACAAGAGGAAAAAGAUCAUAAAAUAAUUCUCAUUCAUACUCAUCAUCAAAAGCUGUAUUUACAAAAAUGCUUACUGAAGAUUCAUAAAUGAAUUUGAGUGAAAAAAUUAAAGAAGCACUCACUUUUUUAAAUUCUAAAGUAGACUUUUAAAAGAGAGAUCCUAAAAAUAUUGAUAAAUCUAAAUAUUAUAGAUCUUAAUCCAAUUUUUGGUCAAGUGUUACUACUACUCCUAUGCCAGGUAGAAGCAAUCAUACCUAAAAUAACAUUAGUCUAAAUAGAAUACAAAAUACUGAUAAAAAAUUAGACAACACUCUAAUAAUGUUAAAAGCCAUUAAGUAAUAAUAUAAUCAAUUUACAACUUCAAAAAAAGUAUGA